GACGUUUGCUGGGCAAAGCAGCAAUGUUUACAAUAUUUUCAGAUCAUCACUUUUUUGUAUUAAAUUUUAGCGUUUUUACUUUGCGUGGGCUUUUAAGUCAUUAAAUGAGUAACUAAAACGUUACAGCUGAUCGCGAUUCCCCCACGAUAAGCAACGAAAGUGAAAGUGCCAGCGAUAACGAUGGCCACCAAGGAAUGCGACGAUAAAAGUGAUAUAAAAAUCAAGGAAAAGCUUAACCUGCACGUCAAGAAACGAUUGCAGGAAAAUGGAAAAGAAGCAUCGCUAGAGAAAAAUGAUUCCAAAGACCGGAGCAUCCCUGCCAACACGGCAGCAGCCCCCAGCUCGUCCGCUGCUCCUCCGCGAGCUAAAAGACAGAAAACCACCAAAAGUUCCUCGAAACAGACGACAAACGCAUCAGUGGCCGGAACAGGCUCAUCGAUUGCUUCGACAGCAACCCGAUCCAAUGAUCUGCUCCUUUCGCCCGGAGCGGCCAACAGUAACGAUACUACCAACAGCAGUAUCAAUUCCACCGACCAGGACGGCGAGCUCAAUGAUCGGGACACGUGCGACAAAGGAGAUAAGGGAACGGGAAAGUCCAACCAGCGGGUUGAUAUAUUUGCGAUGAUACUGAAUCAAAAGAAAAGCUCCCUGCUGUGCGAUCCGGAGGUGAUUCAGUUUAUGAAAAACCUGACCGAGGGCAAGAAAUGAACAUCCCCACGUUGACAGCCAAUUUGUGUUCAGUUUGUUCUCGUACUCUAGUGCAAGAUUGGAAUUUUGCUUAAGUAAUGUGCAAUGUGAAAUUAGCACUGGACUAUGUGAAACAUCAAAGCUUAGAGCAGAUUAAAAUAAUAAAAUAAAUAGAGAUAAACUCAUUAAA
Molecule: messenger RNA, 877 nt
Organism: Anopheles arabiensis
Lineage: Eukaryota; Metazoa; Arthropoda; Insecta; Diptera; Culicidae
Exons: 2
Coding region: 181-708 (175 amino acids)
Source: RefSeq, a predicted model, not a curated record